Messenger RNA from Miniopterus natalensis, 2684 nucleotides. It is a transcript of the gene TARS1, whose product is annotated as threonyl-tRNA synthetase 1. The record is from RefSeq and is a predicted model, not a curated record. Gene Ontology annotation, biological process: threonyl-tRNA aminoacylation. Gene Ontology annotation, molecular function: ATP binding; threonine-tRNA ligase activity. NCBI's taxonomy places the organism in Eukaryota, Metazoa, Chordata, Mammalia, Chiroptera, Miniopteridae. Gene Ontology annotation, cellular component: mitochondrion; cytoplasm.
CGCCUGCCCAGCUUUGACCCGCCUCCAGCCUCCUCUCCCCCAGGCCGUCACUUUUGCGUUCUGUCUGCUCUUCUUGGUUCGCCGAUGUCCCAGGAGAAGGCCAGCAGCCCUUCUGGGAAGAUGGGGGGCGAGGGGAAGCCGGCAGGUGCCGGUCAGGAGAAGCGAAAGGAAGAUGGCAAGAAGAGGAACAAAGAAGGGACUGGAGAGGGAGGUCGGGCAGAGCUAAAUCCUUGGCCUGAAUAUAUUAACACGCGUCUCGAGAUGUAUAAUAAACUAAAAGCAGAACACGAUGCCAUCCUGGCAGAAAAAGCAGAAAAAGAUAGCAAGCCAAUUACUGUCACUCUGCCUGAUGGCAAACAGGUCUCUGCGGAAUCCUGGAAAACGACACCGUAUCAGAUUGCUUGUGGCAUCAGCCAAGGCCUGGCUGACAACACCGUGGUUGCUAAAGUGAAUAAGGCUGUUUGGGACCUAGACCGCCCCCUGGAGGAGGACUGUACCUUGGAGCUCCUCAAGUUCGAGGAGGAGGAAGCGCAGGCAGUGUAUUGGCACUCAAGUGCCCACAUAAUGGGUGAAGCUAUGGAAAGAGUCUAUGGAGGAUGCUUAUGUUAUGGUCCACCAAUAGAAAAUGGAUUCUAUUAUGACAUGUACCUUGAGGAAGGGGGUGUGUCGAGCAAUGAUUUCUCUUCUUUAGAGACCUUAUGUAAGAAAAUCAUUAAAGAAAAACAAGCUUUUGAAAGAUUGGAAGUUAAGAAGGAAACCUUAUUGGAAAUGUUUAAGUACAACAAGUUCAAAUGCCGAAUCCUGAAUGAGAAAGUGAAUACUCCAACUACCACAGUCUACAGGUGUGGCCCCUUGAUAGACCUCUGCCGGGGUCCUCAUGUCAGACACACUGGCAAAAUUAAGACGUUGAAAAUACACAAAAACUCCUCUACGUACUGGGAAGGCAAGGCGGAUAUGGAGACUCUCCAGAGAAUUUACGGCAUUUCAUUCCCAGAUCCUAAGCUGUUGAAAGAGUGGGAGAAGUUCCAAGAGGAAGCUAAAAACCGAGAUCAUAGGAAAAUUGGGAGGGACCAAGAGCUGUAUUUCUUCCAUGAACUCAGCCCUGGAAGUUGCUUUUUCCUGCCGAAGGGAGCGUACAUUUACAACACACUAAUUGAAUUCCUCAGGAGUGAAUAUAGGAAACGGGGGUUCCAGGAGGUGGUCACCCCAAACAUCUUCAACAGCCGACUGUGGAUGACCUCGGGCCACUGGCAGCACUACAGCGAGAACAUGUUUUCCUUCGAGGUGGAGAAGGAGCAGUUCGCUCUGAAACCCAUGAACUGCCCGGGACACUGCCUCAUGUUUGACCAUCGCCCAAGAUCCUGGCGCGAGCUGCCUCUGCGGAUGGCCGACUUCGGGGUCCUCCACAGGAACGAGCUGUCGGGGGCACUCACCGGCCUCACACGGGUGCGGAGGUUCCAGCAGGAUGACGCUCACAUAUUCUGUGCCAUGGAGCAGAUCGAGGAUGAAAUAAAAGGUUGUUUGGAUUUUCUGCGUACAGUAUAUACCAUAUUUGGAUUUUCUUUUAAACUGAACCUGUCUACUCGGCCAGAAAAAUUCCUUGGAGAUAUUGAAAUCUGGAAUCAAGCUGAGAAACAACUUGAAAACAGCCUGAAUGAAUUUGGUGAAAAGUGGGAGUUAAACCCUGGUGAUGGAGCUUUCUAUGGCCCAAAGAUUGACAUACAGAUCAAGGAUGCCAUUGGUCGGUACCACCAGUGCGCAACCAUCCAGCUGGAUUUUCAGUUGCCCAUCAGAUUCAAUCUUACUUUUGUGAGCCAUGAUGGUGAUGAUAAGAAAAGGCCAGUGAUUGUCCACAGAGCCAUCUUGGGAUCCGUGGAAAGAAUGAUCGCCAUCCUCACUGAAAACUAUGGGGGCAAAUGGCCCUUCUGGCUGUCUCCUCGCCAGGUAAUGGUAGUUCCAGUGGGACCAACAUGUGAUGAAUAUGCCCAAAAGGUCCGGCAACAAUUCCACGAUGUUAAAUUCAUGGCGGACAUCGAUCUGGAUCCGGGCUGUACCUUAAAUAAGAAGAUCAGAAAUGCACAGUUAGCACAGUAUAACUUCAUCCUGGUUGUCGGUGAAAAAGAGAAAACCAGCGGCACUGUUAAUAUCCGCACGAGAGAUAACAAGGUCCACGGAGAGCGUACUGUUUCUGAAACCAUCGCACGGCUGCAGCAGCUCCGGCAGACCCGCAGCAAACAGGCGGAGGAAGAGUUUUAAUGAAGUUGGCGCAACUGGCCCAGCAGAAGAGAUGAGCAGUGUUUCCGGAACGUCCCCUUUGUGCUCCAGAAAACACUAACAUACACUGAACUUGGAGUAGUUUGGCAGAGUCUGCAUAGCUGCCUGCAGGGGGUGAACCUUCUCUGACCUAGACGGGUUUUAGAUAAUGUGUAUCUGAAGGAGAUAAUUAAAAGAGACACAUUAAAAUGAUUUUAUUCCUUAAUUAUCUGAGCACUGGAAAUAAACCAUGAGGAAUGCUUUAGUGAGAUGAGGGAGAACAUUUUUUUGUAAAUUUAAUGCAGUUGGAAAAUAAAAUUUUUCUAAUUUGAUUCAGAUGAAAGAAAGAUGAGACUUUGAUUAGGUAUAAAAAUAAAAACUUGAAUUCAUGUAAGUUUCAGAAGACUUCUGACCUUCACAUGCAUCCUACA